Molecule: messenger RNA, 882 nt
Organism: Diceros bicornis minor
Lineage: Eukaryota; Metazoa; Chordata; Mammalia; Perissodactyla; Rhinocerotidae
Gene: MRPS18A
Product: mitochondrial ribosomal protein S18A
Exons: 6
Coding region: 15-605 (196 amino acids)
Biological process (GO): mitochondrial translation
Cellular component (GO): ribosome; mitochondrial small ribosomal subunit
Molecular function (GO): small ribosomal subunit rRNA binding; structural constituent of ribosome
Source: RefSeq, a predicted model, not a curated record
CGUUGGUUUUCAAGAUGGCGGCCCUCAAUGUGUUGGUAAGCGGCUGUGGGCGGCUGUUCCGAGGGCUCGUGGGAGGCCCGGCCGCAACCAGCUGGGCUCGGCCUCCAGCUCGCGGGUUCAGGGAAGUGGUGGAGAUCCAAGAAGGGAAGACGACUAUAAUUGAAGGCCGUAUCACAGGGACUCCCCAGGAAAGUCCACUUCCCCCUAACCCCUCAGGCCAGUGCCCCAUCUGCCGGUGGAACCUGAAGCACAAGUAUGGCUAUGAGGAUGUUCUGCUGCUCAGUCAGUUUAUCCGGCCUCAUGGAGGCAUGCUGCCCCGAAAAAUCACAGGCCUGUGCCAGGAAGAGCACCGCAAGAUUGAGGAGUGUGUGAAGAUGGCCCACCGAGCAGGUCUAUUCCCAAAUCAUAGGCCUCGGCUUCCUGAAGGAUUCGUUCCGAAGAGCAAACCCCAGCUCAACCGGUACCUGACCCGCUGGUCUCCCCGCUCUGUCAAGCCCAUCUACAAUAAAGGCCACCGCUGGAACAAGGUGCGCAUGGCUGUCGGGUCACCCCUCCUGAAAGACAACAUCUCCUACUCAAGAAGGCCUUUGGUGCUGUACCAUUGACUGAGGGCUUCCUGAGAACCUGGCCAGAGCUCCUCCUCCACUCCCACCCCAUCCCACCAGGGCGGCCCCGCGCCUCCAACAUGAAGGACACGAGGGGCAGUGGGACCAACUUCAGAGCCCUCGACCUGCCCAGCAACAGUGCGGGGAGCUAGGGGCAGGCAGGGCAGUUGGGUCCCUUGGCAGCUGCUGUGGUCUCAUGACUGGCUUGGGCCGAGCUCAGUGCUAGGGGCCACGAGUUUUGCCCAAAGGAAUGUCAUAAACCAGGCUCAUGUACUCA